AUGAGGUCCCUCUUCACUCUGGCCACCUUCGUGGCCGCGGCGCAGGCCCUGUACUUCUACAUCGACGGCGGCACGCCCAAGUGCUUCUACGAAGAGCUCCCCAAGGACACUCUGGUCGUGGGCCACUACUCGGCCGAGGAGUGGGACGACCGGGCCAACAUGUGGCAGGAACACCAGGGCAUCAGCAUCUACAUCACCGUCGACGAAAUCUUUGACAACAACCACCGCGUCGUCUCCCAGCGAGGCACCUCCUCCGGCCGCUUCACCUUCUCCGCCGCCGACGCGGGCGACCACAAGAUCUGCUUCACGCCCUCGUCCAGCAGCGGCCGCCCCGGCUGGCUCUCCACCGCCAACCACAACGGCGGCAUCCGCCUGCGCCUCGACAUGGUCAUUGGCGAGACGAACCAGAUUGAGAGCGACGACAAGGACAAGCUGCAGGACAUUACCUCGCGCGUCAGGGACCUCAACGCCCGGCUCAACGACAUUCGCAGGGAGCAGGUUUUCCAGAGAGAGCGAGAAGCCGAGUUCAGAGACCAGUCCGAAUCGACAAACGCCCGCGUCGUCCGCUGGAUCAUCAUCCAGCUCGUCGUCCUCGGCGCCACCUGCGCCUGGCAGCUCUCUCACCUGCGAUCAUUCUUCAUCAAGCAGAAGCUUACCUAA
Molecule: messenger RNA, 660 nt
Organism: Trichoderma citrinoviride
Lineage: Eukaryota; Fungi; Ascomycota; Sordariomycetes; Hypocreales; Hypocreaceae
Exons: 3
Coding region: 1-660 (219 amino acids)
Biological process (GO): Golgi organization; endoplasmic reticulum to Golgi vesicle-mediated transport; intracellular protein transport
Cellular component (GO): Golgi apparatus; COPII-coated ER to Golgi transport vesicle; endoplasmic reticulum
Source: RefSeq, a predicted model, not a curated record